Messenger RNA from Aaosphaeria arxii CBS 175.79, 1413 nucleotides. Its product is annotated as protein serine/threonine phosphatase 2C. Bases 1 to 1413 code for a protein of 470 amino acids. The transcript is spliced from 2 exons. Lineage: Eukaryota; Fungi; Ascomycota; Dothideomycetes; Pleosporales. The record is from RefSeq and is a predicted model, not a curated record.
AUGACGCCAAUGGUGCGCCGUGAAUCUCCCUGGUCGGAAAGAUUCUGUUACUUCAUUCCGCUUUUGACACAGCGAUCGUCUUCUCACGAUUGUCUAACUCGGCCAUUGCUAACUCAUUGUCUCCCGCACAAGGUUCUGGCUACGGCCAUGUCAUUGAUUGCCAGUGCAUGGAGCGUACCGAAGUCUAGGAGGAGUGGCCUCCUGCUUCUAGGGUUGUCCGUGUCCACAUUCGCAUCCACCGCCUCAGCCAGAAGUACUCGAUUACCAGUCCAACGAAACCCCUUUUCUCCGGCGGUCUGUUCUAUCAACAAAGACAUAUGCGUGAAUAUUGCAGGAGCUAGAUUGUUCCACUCGGCCCCCCUUUGCUGGAAGAAUACACCGCAGUUCUCUUAUCAGGUCGCCGCUGCAUAUGCUGCCAAAGGCGAUCGCUUCAACGCGAAAUCGAACGUGUACACAAACGAGUUGUUCGAAAACAUCGAGAACCGCUUGAGCCUCCGAGAAUGCAAGCAAAGUAAGAAGAAACGAGAUCGGGCGAAGAGUGGACAAGACGCUUUUUUCUACAGCCAGAUCGGAACCACGGGAGCUACAGCUUUUGGUGUCGCAGACGGAGUUGGCGGAUGGAUGGAUUCGGGUCUCGAUCCUGCUGAUUUUUCGCAUGGAUUGUGCGAAUACAUGAGUUGCAAUGCCAGGGCAUGGCCUCAAGGGUCAAAAGGAAGUUCACUACACCCGAAAGACUUACUUCAGACUGGUUAUGAUGAAGUCAUUAGCGAUGACAGCAUUAUCGGCGGCGGAAGCACGGCGUGUAUCGCCGUCGCAGAACCCAAUGGCAGCGUGGAAGUGGCCAACUUGGGCGAUUCUGGUUUCAUGCACCUUGGGUUGAAUGCAGUGCGGCACUUCACCCAACCCCAGACCCACGCUUUUAAUACGCCAUUCCAGCUUUCUAAAACCCCCCAUCGUAUGCUUGUUCAGAUGGCUGUUUUUGGGGGGCCGAGCACCCUUUCGGAUUUGCCUAAAGAGUCAGAUAUUUCCCACCAUCAAGUGCGGCAUGGUGAUAUAUUGGUCUUUGCUACUGAUGGUGUUUGGGACAAUUUGAGCCCACAGGACGCGCUCAGCAUCGUCAGUCGAAACAUGGUCGAGUUGGGUGCGUGGAAAGAGAAUAAUGGAGUCAUGGAGGUGGGAGAAACGCUUACACAACUUACUCAAGCCAGAACAGGCCAGAGGGCGGACAGAUCAUCACUUCAAGCUAGGCUUGCGAUUGCAAUCGCCAAAGAAGCGAAAGACACGGGGCUUGAUACUAGACGAGAUGGCCCAUUUGCGAGGGAAGUGCAGAAAUAUUAUCCAGGAGAGAAUUGGCACGGAGGAAAACCAGACGAUAUUGCAGUUGUGAUUGCAGUCGUCAUUGAAGAUAGUUAA